Molecule: messenger RNA, 3652 nt
Organism: Acaromyces ingoldii
Lineage: Eukaryota; Fungi; Basidiomycota; Exobasidiomycetes; Exobasidiales; Cryptobasidiaceae
Exons: 2
Coding region: 56-3652 (1198 amino acids)
Biological process (GO): DNA-templated transcription; regulation of DNA-templated transcription
Molecular function (GO): DNA binding; DNA-binding transcription factor activity, RNA polymerase II-specific; zinc ion binding
Source: RefSeq, a predicted model, not a curated record
CUUCCCUUUUCCAGAUAGGACACACGCUGGGAGCUCGGCGAGAGAGAAAAGAGACAUGGUCAGUGGGCCUGAUGGCUUCCGGCCACUGUCGGCGACAUUCCCAGGCUCAAGCCCAGUCGCCUCGCCAUCGUCUUCGUCGUCCUCGUCGUCGGCCCUGAGGGCAGCGCCCGGAGGCAUGCGUGGGGGCGCAGGACCAGGGCCAGGGCCAGCGCCGUACAGCCAGCUGUCCUCGUGGUUCCCCAGCAGCAGCCACCACGCCGGGGCGGCGUCGUCGCCCUACGCGGGCACGCCCCUCCACCACCACCACCACCACCCUGGACCGUACCCGCUGGCGAACCUGGAGCACGAGCCGGCGCCCUAUGCGUCGUCGUCCUCCGCUGCUGCUAACCAUGCGACGCUGCCACCGCGCGCGACAGGCCCCUCUGGUGCUGCUGCUGCUGCCGGCCCUUCGUCGAGCUCGCACCGGCAAGCGGGCGGCCAGGCCUCGACGACCUCCCCGCCGCUCUCGUCGACGUCGUCGUCGGACAAGCGCACAAAGGCCAAGGGCCACACCUCGAGCGACGACGAGAUCGGCGGCGGCGGCAAUGAUGACGAGACCGGUGCGCAGGCGCCGUCGAAGCGGGGCAAGAAGCGGCGCCGUGUCGUCGUCGCAUGCGACACAUGCCGCCGCAAGAAGGUCAAGUGCCAGGGCCUGCCGAACCGAAGGAAUACGUGCGAAAACUGCGAGAACAUGGGCUACACGUGCACGUUCACCGUCGACCAGGACCGGAGCAGGGGCAAGUACGAGAUCCUCGAGACGCAGCGCGACACGCUCCUGGCGGCGCUCAAGAGCGUCGCGCCCGACCUCGCCGAGCAAUUCAGCAAGGGCGACCUCCAGGCUUCUUUGCAGCAGCAGCAGCAGCAGCAGCAGCAGGCGACGACAACCGACGCCAAGAAGCGCGACAAGACAAGGGCAAAGGAGGCGCCCGACGACGACGUCAAGGACCCGCGCGACCUGGGGCCCAUGCUCCCCGACGUCGAGGACGGCCGCCCGAGGUACUUUGGAGGCAGCAGCAGCCUCAAUUCCUUUCACAACCUCGACUCGCGGCCGCCCAGCCCGGGCUCGGGCCACCACGCUUCCCUGCCUCAUCCGCCGCAUCCUUCUCAUCACGCAGGCUCAGCAAUCGCCCAACCAAGCCCCGGCUCUGGCUCAGGAUCAGGCACGGGCUCAGCCUCUGGCCUCCAAGCACUGGCAGCAACAGCUUCAAAGAGGGCAGGCACAGGAGCAGGAGCAGUCGACGCGCAGCGCAUGCUCAACGGCAGCAACAGCGCCGGCAAGAAGUGGCAGGUGCUCCCCCGGCCACGGCCGCUGUACCCGAGCAACUCGCUCGCGUGGGUGCGCCUGAUGCGGUGCAAGAACCUCGUUGCUGUGGGCCGCGACGAGCUGUAUGCGGACCAGGGCUGGUUCGAGCGCUACCGGUUCCCGUCCCACGACCUCCUCGAGGAGCUCCUCGACGUGUUUUUCCACCGUCUCAUGCCCCUCAUGCCCAUCGUCCACGGCCCGUCGCUGCGCCGGGACCUGGCCCAGGGCAGGGCGAACCAGGACUCUGCGUUCCGCGGCCUCGUCUUCACCAUUCUCGCCAUCGCGGCCCGCUUUGUGCCCCCCGACGAUGUUCGCGUCCUCGCCGAUGCCGACGAUCCCUCGAGCGCCGGCGACCACUGGGCCGCUGCCUCGCGUCUUUACCACCAGGUCUUUGCCGCCUCGCUCAUCAAUGUCCAGGUGCUCCUCCUCACGGCCACCUUUAUGCCUGCCUCGCUCGGCGUCGGCACCUCCUGGACUGUCCUCGGCGUCGCGAUCCGCGCGCUGCAGGACAUUGGCCUGCACACCGAAAAGGCCUACAGCGAGUACUCGCCCUUUGAGCGCGAGAUGCGCCGCCGCGUCUUCUGGGGCACUUUCAUUCUCGACGGCAUCCUCAGCGUCAACCUCGGCCGGCCCACGGCGCUGCGCAUGGCCGACUGCCACGUCCACCUGCCCUUGCUUGCCAGCGAAGAGGCCCUCAUGCGCUCCGAGGAGACGGGUGCCCCCGUCGAGGUGCUCGCCGAUGUCAAGCAGCAGCCCGUCGUCGCCGCCGGGUUUAUCCACAUGAUUCGCGUCAACAUGCUCGUCCAGGACAUUGUCGUCACUCUUUACCCCGUCACGCGCCUCCAGGCCGACUUUGGCCACGCGGGGCCCACCCGGCCCUCGUACCGCGACAUGACCGAGCUCGCCAAGCGCCUCGACGAGUGGGUCGAGGGUAUUCCCCCGUACCUCCAGAGCAUCCGCACCUCACCCUUCAAGCUCCAGGCGGGCAUCAUCACCUGCGCACGGCACGACAUCCGCCUCUACAUCCACAAGCCCUUUCUGCACAGCGGCGUGGGCGACCACUCGGCUUCUUCCGCGGCGGCUGCCUCUUCUUCCGCAGCGGCUGCUUCCUCGUCCUCGUCGCACGACUCGGUGCUCAAAAAGAUGCUGCUGCCCACGUGCGCAGACCACGCUCGCAAGUGCCUCGAGACCGUCCUCGAGCUCCACCAGGAGGGCCACCUGUCGGACAUGGUCUUUGUCUUCCAGCAGGCUUUCCUCUCGACGGCGACGUUUAUGAUUACCGUCUGGCACUCGACGCGCGACGCGGCCCGGCUCGCGCGCGAGGACGGCGACCUCGUGGCGGCGACGCUCCUCUCCAUCAGCCGCCUCGACUCGCGCUUCUUCUCGGCCCUGCUCCGGCGCGCCCAGCGAAUCCUCUGUGGCAUCGCCGCGCGCAUGCUGCCCCACCUCGACGAGGAGAGGCGCCAGCGCAUGUCCGACCUCAUCAAGCGCAACGGCGGCGCGCUCGAGAAUGCCUCGCCGUUUGUCUUUGGCGGCGUCGCCUCGUCGUCGGAUUCUUCCACCGCCCCUGCUGGCGGUGCUUCUUCUUCUUCGAUAGAUGCUGCGAUGAGGCGCACACAGCCUUCGUCCGGAGCAGCGGACACUGGCGCGGCUGCUCCGUCCUUGGGAUCCAACGGUGCCACCGUCGCCGCUGCCCCGUCGUCGUGGACUUCGAUGCCAGAGUACGCCGUCUCGGGCGCACCAACGGCCUUUGCAGCUGCGACGGAGGCAAACCCCGCCCCACCGUCAACAUCGUCGGGAGCCGCAGCGCAGCAUGAAGACACCGCCAGCACCCUGCUGGACCCCAAUUUUGACGCGCUCGACGGCGGCGGCGGCGGCGGCGGCGGCGGCGACUUUGCCUCGGCCGACGCCUCGUCGCUGCUCCUGCCCUCGCACGAGGUGCUGCCCUCGGGCGCGCCCUUUAGCGCCCUGGGCCUCGAGACCGUCUCGGACCUCACCUGGACCGGCUACUUUCACCGCUUCCUCGGCGGCCUCCUGCCCGAGCCUGGGAUGCAAGCCGCCGACGCGCACGCGCAUGCGCACGCCGCGGGCAGCCAGGCCUCGCCGCUGCCGCACCCGCACCAGCCCUCGUGGAGCGGCCACGGCGGCAGCAAUGGCCACGGCAAUGGCAAUGGCAGCGGCAGCACCCCGCAGGCGCAGACGCAGACGACACCGUCGAAUCCGUGGUCGGGCCUCACGCCAGCCUCGUCGCCUGGCUUUGCGCGUGCGCACGCCCAUGCCCACGCCCACGCCCACGCCCAUCCUCACUGA